AUGAAGAAAUCUUUGGUUGGGAGUUUUGGACUGGACAGACAGAUACACCAGGCACUGGCCCUGAUGAUGACUUCUCCAAACCAGGAUGUGAUGGGGACGUACCUGUUAAUGGACUCCAUCUAUAGCAUUGAAGGAGAAUCUGCUCAGCUCUGGAGCCCCUCUACCUCAGCAUCUGGUUGCCUACAGCUGGACUUUCAUUACUACAUGUAUGGCAGUGCCGCCAACAUGGAGCUUAAUGUCCAUGCAGUCACCACGGGUGUGGCACUUGGAGCCCCUAUUUUCAGCCUCAAAGGAAAUCAAGGUCAGGGCUGGAAGCCUGCAAGCAUUCGCUACAUUGGUUCAGCUGAUUCAGUGGAGUUUGUAAUUGUUGGUGUUUAUGGUGAAACAGACAAGACAGAUAUUGCAAUUGAUAGUGUCUGCAUUACCACUUGUACAGCAACUCCAACAACACCUAAACCAUCCCCACCCCAACCCACUUCACCUAAACCAUCAACACCACAACCCACUACACCUAAACCAACGACACCGGGUCCAUCAACUCCUAAGCCAACAACACCUAAGCCAACUACUCCAGAACCAACACCACCAGUGAACUGCCCUCCAGACUCUGAGUACAUUGAUUGCGGCCCAGCCUGUAUUCCUUCAUGUGCAGAGCCCUCUACUAACUGCUCUGGUUCUUGCAUCAGCGGCUGCUUCUGUAAACCAGGAUUUGUUUUCCGUGGCCGGCGCUGUGUUCCUAUUGAGCAGUGUGGAUGUCUGGAUGAAGAAAACAAUUACUUUGAGCCUGGUGAGAUCAUAUUUGGAGAUGGCUGUUCCAAGUUGUGUCGCUGUGCUGGCAACUACACUUUCGACUGUGUGGACAACACCUGUGACCCUGUGACAGAAGAAUGUCGGGAGGUUGGUGGAGUGCAUGGCUGCUACCCUAAAGGAACCUCCAACUGUAUUGCUUCUGGUGACCCCCAUUACAACACCUUUGAUAACCGGCGCUAUGACUUCAUGGGAAACUGUUCUUACCUGAUGUCCGAAACUUGUAACAGCACAGACGUGCCUUACUUCGCUGUGUACACAGACAAUGAGAACCGCUACAACAAUCCUCAUAUCAGCUAUGUAAAAGCAGUUCAUGUCCAUGCACUAGGAGUCAUAGUGUCCAUUCUGAAAGGAGGAACUGUGCAGGUCAAUGGUACCAAAGUGAACAUUCCUCUGAGUCCUGUCAGUGGUGUUGACAUUUUCAUGUCUGGAAAGCACUACACAGUGGCCUUGAACUUUGGAGUAACUGUACGUUACGACGGAAACCACUAUAUGGACAUUAAAGUUAUCAAGGA
Messenger RNA from Sinocyclocheilus anshuiensis, 1322 nucleotides. RefSeq names its product zonadhesin-like. Gene Ontology annotation, cellular component: membrane. The transcript has 10 exons. The annotation marks the transcript as partial. The record is from RefSeq and is a predicted model, not a curated record. Lineage: Eukaryota; Metazoa; Chordata; Actinopteri; Cypriniformes; Cyprinidae.